This is a messenger RNA of Acanthosepion pharaonis, 597 nucleotides long. NCBI's taxonomy places the organism in Eukaryota, Metazoa, Mollusca, Cephalopoda, Sepiida, Sepiidae. The record is from the annotation of a GenBank genome assembly.
AUGUUAGACCUCGGCAUCGUACGACCGUCAUCCAGUCCUUCCGCUUCCCCACUCCAUAUGGUACCUAAGACACUAUCAGGGACACACACACACACAUACAUACACACUUUCUCUCUCUCUCUCUCUUUCUUUCUUUCUUUCUCUCUUUCUUUCUUUCUCUCUAUCUAUCUAUCUAUCUAUCUAUCUCUUCUUUUAUACCUUUUUCAUAGGACAGACUGUAUAUCUCGACUUCUCCCCCUUUUUAUCCAUUUCUCUCAAUUUCUUUCUGAUCGCUUUCUUACUUCAUUUCUUUUCUUAAAUUCUCUCGCUCUCUUUUCACUUAAUUCUUUUCUUUCUUUCUUUCUUUUUUUCUUUUUAAUUUUCUCUCUUUUUCUGCAUAUUUUUCGUCACUCCAUCCUCUUUCUGUUUAAUGUCUGUACGUUCUUUCUUUCUUUUUUAUUUCAUUCCACCACCACCACCUCCACCUCACUUUUUACACAUUUACUUCGACCUUCUCAUUUUUACUUCUCCCAUUCUCAAGUAGUCUUUCUUUCUUUUUACUUCUUCUUUUUUACUUUACUAAAUUUCAUUUUUAUCCUUCCUUUUUCGUCAUAUUAA